Brettanomyces nanus is the source of this 1707-nucleotide messenger RNA. RefSeq lists its product as uncharacterized. Bases 1 to 1707 code for a protein of 568 amino acids. Gene Ontology annotation, molecular function: heme binding; electron transfer activity; proline-tRNA ligase activity. The record is from RefSeq and is a predicted model, not a curated record. Gene Ontology annotation, cellular component: cytoplasm; mitochondrion. Gene Ontology annotation, biological process: prolyl-tRNA aminoacylation. The transcript has a single exon. Lineage: Eukaryota; Fungi; Ascomycota; Pichiomycetes; Pichiales; Pichiaceae.
AUGGGUCCCUCUUUUCUUGUACUUUCUAGAAGGUUUGUUAGUACCAACACGAUUUUCAGCUCGCCUCUGCCGAAGCUCAGUAAGAAACAAUUGAAAAGCCUCACUACAACGGAUCUUCUAAUUAAGUUUGGAUAUGUUAAGCAGCCUCACGCCGGUAUCACGCACUGGCUUCCACUUGGAUUGGCGACUUUGAGAAAUUUUGAAGAUCUUAUUAGAGGGCGAUUACGGGAAGGAGGAGUCUUGGAGACUUCUUUGUCGUCUCUUUCGCAUAGUUCUCUAUGGCAUAAGACCAAUCGAUGGAAUAACGAAGAGUUGUACAAAUUGAACGAGGAUUUCUGUUUAGCUGCCACCGCCGAAGAAGAAAUCACCGAUUUGGUGAAAAGUUACGCCGAUUCGUACAAAAAAUUGCCUGUUUUGGUGUAUCAGAUGACCCGAAAGUACAGAGACGAGAAGAGACCCCGAGGAGGUCUACUUAGAGGACGUGAGUUCAUAAUGAAAGAUGCAUACAGCUUUGACGUCGAUGAGCAGUGUGCUUUACAGAGCUUUAACAAAAUGAACGAGAUUUAUUACAGCAUAUUCAAAGAUUUAAAGGUUCCUUUCGUUAAGGCCAAUGCAGAUUCCGGAUCUAUUGGAGGAGAUUUGUCGUACGAAUGGCAUUUUGUUUCAGAUAAGGGAGAAGACACGCUAUAUACGUGUGACAACUGUCAUACAACAGGCAAUAUUGAAAAAGUGAGACCUUACGUUGAAAAGGAUGCGGAGCCAGCUGAAAAGGCAGCCGUUACUUAUGCACUAACUACCAAUAACGAUCUCGUUUGCUUCUAUUACCCUGAAGGAAAGCAUCUGAACAUUAAGUUUAUCGAGGCAGAAGAUAUUAUUGAUCUCAAUACCCGGAUAGUCGAUCAGAAGAAGGUGUUGGAUAUCUUCGGUUCGGAAAAUGAGAAAUCUGAUGGGUUUAAAAGCAUAAUCAGAAUAACAGACGUUGGUAUUGGUCCAGGAACUGAGAUGCCGGAUAUGGCGGUUCCAUUUAUGAAGUCCAGAAUGACGACUUUUGAAAACAUGGAGCUUACUGAAGUUCAGGAAGGGGAUAGAUGCUCGAAUUGUGAAGGAAUUGGUCAUCUUCAUGCUUCAAAGGGUAUUGAAGUUGGACAUACUUUUUAUCUUGGUAAGAAGUAUUCGAUUCCUUUGGAUGCUACAUUUGUGGACAGGAAUGGAGAGAAGCAGUUCUAUGAAAUGGGAUGUUAUGGUAUUGGAGUUAGUAGAUUGCUUGGUUCUGUGGCUGAGGUUUUACGGGAUGAUGGGGGACUCAGAUGGCCUGCUAUUAUUUCACCAUUACAAGUUACGGUAGUGAAAAGUCCAGCAUUUGAGGAUGCAAGUGUGGACGAUAAUUGUAGAGUGUCUAGACUCGUUCAGGAUUUGGAUACCUUGAAAGUUCGUGUUGAACUGGAUGAGGGGGAGUCAGGUUUGGGAACGAAACUUAAUAAAUCGAAGCAGCUAGGAAUACCAUUACAAGUGAUUGUGGGUAAAGCGUUUCCUAAGGUGGAAAUUGAAGUGAGAGGUGUCAUUUCAGGAGAUAAAGGAAUGAGAGCUAUUGAGAGUAAGAAGGCGGAAUGGGGAUUCGAAACCAGGGAAGUAAAAGGAAUUGUGAAGCAUUUUGUAGAUAUUGAUCAUGCAGCCGAAGUGAUCAGAUUAAUGUUAAAGGAUUUGUGA